UACGUGCGUUUGAGCACGAGUUUGGUUCCCAAACCGCUGAAAAUGAAUCCACCAGACCUAGGUUUGUAUCUUGUACCUGAAGAUGCAGAAAAUUCCUCUGAAUCCUCUACUGCCACCACCACAACUGCUACUGCUCCACCAGUGACCACUCGAACUGCUGCACCUGCCAAACGCCCAACUAACGUCACGCAAACAUCACAAUCCACAGCUCGGCGCGUUGCCACUCGUCGAAGCGCUCAGGCCACUGCGACUCAAAGCUCAUGA
This is a messenger RNA of Echinostoma caproni, 264 nucleotides long. The record is from the annotation of a GenBank genome assembly. Lineage: Eukaryota; Metazoa; Platyhelminthes; Trematoda; Plagiorchiida; Echinostomatidae.